AUGAAUGCAGUGAACUUGCUGCCUGAACUGACGGAGAGGAAGCAGUUGAUUGAUAAACACACAAACAUUGCAACUGUAUUAUUGGAUGGUAAAUUGCGGUUUGCAAUUUUGUAUCUAAUUUCUUCAGAAACUAUUACGUCAGAAGUAGAGGCUGUGGAAGCAGCACUUAGGGAGUCUGAGAUGAAUUCCGCGAGUAGAAAUAACAUUGUUGAUUGGGCAGAGAAACUACAUGGGCAGUCAAUCAGUGCUGUGACGGCUGGUGUGAAGAAUCUAUUGUCUACUGACAGGCAGCUAGCAUUGACAAGGACUGUGGAAGCUUUGAUGGAGGAACCAAAUCCAGAAAUUGAUCCGUACCAUGUUGAUCCUCGUGCUCCUAAGUCAGGCUCUGGUAGCAGCCACCUGAAGGGACCUUUUAAAGGUAUUGUUUUCAUGAUUGGUGGUGGUAACUAUAUGGAGUAUGGCAGCUUGCAAGAGCUUGCCAAGCGUCAGCAGUAUUAGCAUGUUAUAUAUGGAACAACAGAGAUUCUCACAGGUGAGUUUGUUGAUCAGCUUGCAUCGUUGGGUCAGAAGAUGGGAUUGGGCAACACAGGUGCCUCUUCAACCUGGUAACACAGAUACGUUAUGUAUAUGCUUUUCAGAGUCUUUUGUUUGAUGGCUUACGCACCAAAAGG
Pistacia vera is the source of this 671-nucleotide messenger RNA. Its product is annotated as SEC1 family transport protein SLY1. The record is from RefSeq and is a predicted model, not a curated record. Gene Ontology annotation, biological process: endoplasmic reticulum to Golgi vesicle-mediated transport; intracellular protein transport. Gene Ontology annotation, molecular function: syntaxin binding. NCBI's taxonomy places the organism in Eukaryota, Viridiplantae, Streptophyta, Magnoliopsida, Sapindales, Anacardiaceae. Gene Ontology annotation, cellular component: cytosol; Golgi membrane.